Molecule: messenger RNA, 961 nt
Organism: Chrysoperla carnea
Lineage: Eukaryota; Metazoa; Arthropoda; Insecta; Neuroptera; Chrysopidae
Exons: 2
Coding region: 51-941 (296 amino acids)
Source: RefSeq, a predicted model, not a curated record
ACAGUUAAUCUUUUUUUUUAUUCUCUGUAUUGUUGUAGUUUUUUUUGAAUAUGGCACGAUCAGUUUGGAUGAUUGUGGUGUUAAUUUUGAAAAUUUUGGAUUCAACAAAUGGUGUGUUAAUAAGAGAUGACGUACAACCGCAUAUAUAUUCAACACGACGUAAUGACAAAUAUGCUGAUUUGUCAACGUAUCCACAUGCAAAUGAUUUAACAGACGGAAACAAUAACAAUCAGUAUCGUGCAAAUGGGAACAAUAAUAAAGAACCACGUUGUUCCAGUCGACUUGAAACAGCACUUGAACAAAUACGUCGUCGUCAACAAGCAAAACAGUCGCGUCAACACAAUGGCCUAGAAUUAGAGGGGUAUUCAUUGCAUCAACCAUUACGUACAAUACCAUACGAUAUGUAUGUAACAGAUAUGCGUGUACGCUUACCUGCCACGAACAGUUGGGUGCGUGUAGAUAAAUGUCAAUUUCAUCCUCGCAACAAGAGUUUAGAAACAAGUUUACUUUUUAAUGAUCUCACAAUCAGUGGAAAUGUCAACUUAUACAAAGAUGAUGACUUGAAACGUGGUGAUGCCUAUCGAUACCCUAACGAAAAAUGUGGCAUGAUUUUACGAUUACGUAAAGCUGGUAUUGGAUUCUAUACAGAACCUGUACGUCGAGAACGUGGUCAAUUUAACAUUCGAACAGAUUCACAUUUCUUGGAACCUGGUUUUAUUAGUGUGUACGCAUAUGGAUGUGAACCGAAGAUGGCGUCCAAAGAACAUCGACGAGAAGAUAAUCUUGAGGAGAAAGAUGAGAUAUCACGUGAAAUGGAGGAUAUCUUUUUAAAAGGGAUACGAUCAUUGUUAACAACUUAUAUGCAAAAAGAAUUACAACCAGCGAUUAAACAAACGCUAAUGACGAAUCUUGGAUAUACUAUAUCAUAUGGAAAAAGAUAGCAUCCAAGAUAGUCAAAGAA